AUGAGAGUGAAAGUUUCUAUACCUGGUAAAAACGACAAGAUUAUCAACGUGGAUGGCGAUUGCGACUUAGAAACAUUUCAAGGAAUCAUAUUAUCAACCUAUGAUGAAGAUAUAUUAUUGGGUGGAUUAAGAUUUGGAUUUCCACCUCAAUCGCUUUCGUUUCACGGCAACGAAUCCAAGAUGUUGGAAGAUUUGGGAAUUAGCAAUGGUGAACGUAUUAUUAUUACACUCCCAUCUUCUGCCGACGCAACGAAGAAUAUAAAAAGUGGAGUAUCUGCCAAUGAAAAGAAGAAGGAAUCAUCCGGAGGAGGUAUCAUAGAUUCCAAAAGAGUUCUCCAAGUGCAUGAGGUGCCUGAUGAUAAUUCGUGCCUAUUCCAUGCGAUAUCUUACGCUGUUUAUAAAGAUAUAUCUCUUUCGGCAGAACUUCGUAAUAUUGUUGCAUCAGAAGUUAGCAAAGAUACAAUCACUUAUUCUGAUGCAAUUCUUGGUAGACCCAACCGCGAGUACAGUCAAUGGAUUACUAAGCCAUCAUCAUGGGGUGGAGGAAUUGAAAUUGCAGUGCUAUCAAAACACUUACAAUAUGCGAUAUAUGUGCUUGAUAUGGAUGCUUGCAAAUUCGAGAAGUUUAAUGACGAAUUGUUUAAUCUAUUUAUUAUCAUCGCUUACAAUGGUGUGCAUUAUGAUACAGUGGAAAUAGUUGAUGGUGCUCAACAUCAGACGGUAUUUAAUGCAGACGACGAAGACACCUCCCUUAUCCUAAAAAGAACGGAGGAAAUUGCAAGAAAGAUGAAAAGAGAGGGGAAAACUUUCAACACAACUAGAGACUCAAUAUUAUGCAAUACCUGUGGUAAAACUCUUGUGGGAGAACGUGAGGUCAGCAAACAUGCAGAAACUACAGGUCAUGUUGAUUUUAGACAAAAAUAG
Molecule: messenger RNA, 924 nt
Organism: Kluyveromyces marxianus DMKU3-1042
Lineage: Eukaryota; Fungi; Ascomycota; Saccharomycetes; Saccharomycetales; Saccharomycetaceae
Gene: OTU1
Product: ubiquitin-specific protease OTU1
Exons: 1
Coding region: 1-924 (307 amino acids)
Biological process (GO): endoplasmic reticulum unfolded protein response; protein deubiquitination
Cellular component (GO): cytosol; nucleus
Molecular function (GO): cysteine-type deubiquitinase activity
Source: RefSeq, a predicted model, not a curated record